Messenger RNA from Phalacrocorax carbo (great cormorant), 680 nucleotides. The record is from RefSeq and is a predicted model, not a curated record. NCBI's taxonomy places the organism in Eukaryota, Metazoa, Chordata, Aves, Suliformes, Phalacrocoracidae.
CUGCAGUGAUUUCAGCUCUUUUAGUAUUUGUCCAGUAGGUUUCCCGCCGCGCGGGAAGCCUCACCCAACGGUCCAAUGGCAGGGAAGGGCGGCGCGGCGCGUGCGCGGUGGCUGAGGUCGCAGAGCGGUGGCGGUAUCGCCGGGCCCGAUGGCGGCCUCAGGGCACGCGGCGGCGCUGAGCGCGGAGCAGGCUAAGGCCGUGCUGGCCGAGGUAAUCAAGGCAUUCGGCGCGCCCGAGAACGCGCAGCGCAUGGAGGAGGCCCGGGAUAACGCCUGCAACGACAUGGGGAAGAUGCUGCAGUUUCUCCUGCCCGUGGCCACCCAGAUCCAGCAGGACGUGAUCAAAGCCUACGGCUUCAGCAACGACGGCGAAGGGGUCCUGAAGUUCGCCCGGCUGAUCAAGUCCUACGAGUCGCAGGAUCCGGAGAUCGCCAGCAUGUCGGGCAAGCUCAAGGCCAUGUUCCUGCCGCCCAUGACGCUGCCGCCGCACGGAGCCGGGACCGGCGGAGUAGCAGCCUCCUGAGACGGCGGAGCUCCCCCAGGGCUGCCCUCUCGAGGCGCGGGUCCUGCCAGCCCCGGGAGUGGGGUGCUUGAACAAGGGAAACGCUGACCUGAAAGGAACUGGGUGCUUUGUGCAUGCGUAUGGGUCUGCUUGUGAAUAAAAAAAAGUCUUGAACGUG